Molecule: messenger RNA, 4254 nt
Organism: Oryzias melastigma (Indian medaka)
Lineage: Eukaryota; Metazoa; Chordata; Actinopteri; Beloniformes; Adrianichthyidae
Gene: pknox2
Product: pbx/knotted 1 homeobox 2
Exons: 13
Coding region: 212-1672 (486 amino acids)
Biological process (GO): regulation of transcription by RNA polymerase II
Molecular function (GO): RNA polymerase II cis-regulatory region sequence-specific DNA binding; DNA-binding transcription factor activity, RNA polymerase II-specific
Source: RefSeq, a predicted model, not a curated record
AGGCAUCAGCAGCCCAUGUCGGGAAACAGAAGAAAAUGGAUGGAGAUGGAGGUGGGAGGGGCCUAGCCCGGCUGACGUCAGCGGCUGUGUGGAGGAGUAUAGGCUGUGCUGUCAGCCCAGUGUCAGUCUGAUGAAGAUUGGCAUGCAGGAUUUGUCUGAAGAUUUGGACACCUGGUGUGGGCCAGCUAAAUUCUCGAUGUAAAGCUGUCCCAUGAUGCAACAUGCGUCCCCAGCACCUGCAGUGACAAUGAUGGCCACCCAGAGUGUUCCUCCACCAUCAUACCAGGAGAGCCAACAGAUGACGGGCACCACCCCCCAGAACAACAAGACUACACAGGUCCAUAUUCCAGCUGCCUCAGCAGCAGGAAACAGCUCGGUCAGCGUCACCCUUGACAACCAGACCCAGCUCGAGUCCGACAAGAGGGCAGUUUACCGUCAUUUUCAAAGACAUCCAUUAUUCCCCCUGUUGGCGCUGCUCUUUGAGAAGUGCGAGCAGGCUACCCAGGGAUCCGAAUGCAUCACCUCAGCCAGCUUUGAUGUAGACAUCGAAAACUUUGUCCACCAGCAAGAACAAGAGCACAAACCUUUCUUCAGUGAAGACCCAGAGCUGGACAACUUGAUGGUAAAGGCCAUCCAGGUGUUGAGGAUCCACUUGUUGGAGUUAGAGAAGGUCAAUGAACUCUGCAAGGACUUCUGCAAUCGUUACAUCACUUGCCUCAAGACCAAGAUGCACAGCGACAACCUCCUCCGGAAUGACCUCGGAGGUCCCUAUUCUCCGUCCCACAACAGUCUCAGUUUACAGCAGGAACUAAUUCAGACCUCCUCUCCAUCCAUGACCUCUGUCUCCAGCUCUGCAAACCCUUCAGGGAUUGUGGUGCCAGAAGGUCUGCAGCAGAGCAGCAUCGCCAUGACGGCCAUCAAUUCACCUGUGGUGUCAGGUGGGACCCUGUACCAGUCAGUUGCCAUGGUGACAUCACAAGGGCCAGUGUUAACGCAGGCGCUACCGACAGGAACUAUCCAGAUUCAGAACUCACAGGUGAACAUGGAUCUGACAUCCCUGUUGGACAGUGAAGACAAGAAGUCCAAGAACAAAAGGGGGGUGCUGCCCAAACACGCCACGAAUAUCAUGCGCUCUUGGCUCUUCCAGCACCUCAUGCAUCCAUACCCAACAGAGGACGAGAAGAGACAGAUCGCAGCACAAACAAGUCUCACCCUUUUGCAAGUGAACAAUUGGUUCAUUAAUGCCCGCCGGCGUAUCCUCCAGCCCAUGUUGGAUGCCAGUAACCCAGACCCAGCUCCCAAAGCAAAGAAAAUGAAGUCGCAGCAUCGCCCAACACAACGCUUCUGGCCGGACUCCAUUGUUGCUGGAGUACUGCAGACCCACAGAUCCCAGACGGGAGGCAAUUCAGAGAACCCCCUGAGCAUGGACAGUCUCCAAUCCCUGUCCUCAGACUCAGCAACUCUGGCCAUACAGCAAGCCAUGCUCGGUGCUGACGACUCCAUGGACGGCACAGAGGAUGAGGACGAGGAGGAGGAAGAAGAUGAAGAGGAUGGGAUGGAGGACGAGGAGGAUGAGGAGGAUGGAAGAGAGGAUCACGACAGGGGGAGGCAACUGUCCAGGGAAAGAGGGAGGAGAGAUCUAAGCUUGGGGCCCACAGAGGAACUGGACUAAGGGCUUCAUGACCUUUGACCUUGGCUGUCAGCUUCACACAGCCCAUUCUUGUAGAACCACUCUGCAAAGCCCCAGCGUUUAAGGCCAUAUCAGGUCUUCAGAGACUUCUGUGGAACCUGUCAGAAACAUUUGUCUUAACCCUCAUGACUGUAGACACAUUUUAGUUUAGUGUUUUUGCUUUGGGGUUGUUUUUUAUUCACAGUGAGCUGUUUGAAUUUGUGGGAAACAGCACACUUCUGUACUCCAUGGUUCUGUUUUCCAUGACAUAAAAUUGCACAGAAACUAAAGAGUUGAAGAGAUUGUUGUCAGAUUUUUUUAGAGCAUUAUUAGCCUGUUUAAAGAUUUGUUGCAUGCUGUCAGAAAAACGGGACAUUUUGAAAUGCUGCACAGGACAAUGACGACAUGUAUUAAAGAUUCAUCGACCUUUGUACAGGAAGGUGUGUGGAAACCGCUGUUUAAGCGAAUGUAUUAUUGUGGCAUCUGAAUUACCAGAAAAAAGGGCUGUAGUCUUUUUGUUAACAGUUUACAGGAAUACACGAUUUCACUCUGGAGCCAGUGUGGGAUUUCACUUUGUAAAAUCUGUUUCAAGAAGAGGGAAGUGGCUGUUGGAGAUGGCGUCCUCUGCUGGACAUCCUUCCGAUCUAUUAGGGGGCUCUGAUUUUGGGUUCACACCACAAAGCGGUGCGGAACGGAGGCACUUCCAUUGGGCGCCGUUGUUAACUUAUGGUGUUACACCAGACGCAAAGCGCAGUGCAGCGAUCGUUUCUCCGUCAGUUCUGUUUUUUGUUGGAGUGAUCCGUGUCAAUCCUGAAAGGAAGUCACACCAAGACACACGAGAAAAUUGGGUCAAUUUUCAAAAUAUAACCAAAUUUUCACAAUAAGAUACCAUGAUUAAAAAAAUAUGAUCGCAUUUGUCAAUCUAAACAGACUGAAGAGAUGAAAAUACAGUAAACACACAAAAAACAAACACACACAUACAGAUCAAUGUAGUGGGCUGACAAUAAAGCGGGGGGGCGUGGUUUUUGGUGUCUAAAAACACAAUCAACGAGACAGAGAGCAGUUGGGGACAAAGUCAAGAUGAACGAUGUCAAAUUAAUUGUAGAAGCUCUAAAUAACCACAGCUGAGCAGAAGCGCCUGGCCACUGUCACGAAAAAACACGCAAGUGGUGUGAACUGGAGGUGAAGCGGAUUCCACCCAGACAUCGCUUCACGUCGUGUGGUGUGAACCCAGCAUGAGUUUAAACAGCACUCUCAGUACGUUUCUUCCUCAGAGUGAAUCUCUUCAUUCAUUUGCAAGCAUAACAUUCAAAUGUCUUUUUCUACAGUGAAACACUAAAAAGUAGAACACAGACACUGACUGCACAUAUGAUGAGUAUGUCAGACUUUUCUUACAUUUAGAUUCUGACGCUAAAGAUUUGCAUAUUUAUUCAGUUUCUGUGAACGUAUGUGUGCGUGUGUGCCCUCAGAACGUAGCUCAAAGAAGAACUCCGUUUCUAAUCAUGGUUAUUAAACCAGGUGGCAGCCAUGUACAUACUGUACAUGCAUGACACUAAUCAUGAACUCUGAAAAAAUGCCUCAGACUUUUGGUGAGUUUAAGGGAUUGUGCUGGUCACCACAAACUGAUGUCCUAAAAUAUCAGAACACUGGAGCAUUGACUGUAAAUAGAGUACUGGAUAGAGCUGGUAUGAUGUCACACAUAGAAAAAUGCCUUACCUCCAGCUCCAGCAAAAUGAAGCCAAUUCAGUCACCAUUUUCCAGGAUAUGGACGUCGCCAUGUUGGAGCCAGAUGACAGUGAUUGGUCCGAGUCGGUCUGCAUCAAUGUUUCUAUGGAAACUGCUGUCACCAAACAUGAGUGAGCUUGUUCAAAGCCCACACUCCUUCCACUGAAACCAGCUCGGGACAAUCUGUCAAUCAGGAGCCAGUGCUUUUACUGUGACAUCUGAUUGGUUAUUUUAUAUCUUGAAAAAGUUGUGAUAAAGAAAAAAUGUCUUAUAAGAAAAUAGGAUUAGCAAGAAGAUGUUAAGAUAAAUAUAUCAGACCAAGAACGCUUAUUCUGUCAAAUAAAAUGAGUACAGGCUGUUUAUUUCUUCAUAGAAGUCUAUGGGAUUUGGGCUUCCUGGAGCCAGCAUGUACUUCCUGUUUGGAAUGUGAGGGGGGAGGAGUCACUCAGCCCAGUUCUCUAUGUACAGUCAUUACUUCGGAGCCAACUUUUUUGUUUUUUUACAAGAGAUGCCCUUUUGAGGAAAACAUAAAGGUAGACAAAAUAGACUUGUCUCCUCUUCCAUUUUCUACAAAAAUACUCCAAGAAACAGUGCAUUUGUCCUUUCUUUUUGUUUGUCAAAAACAGUUUAAAAACCCUCUCAUUUUAAAUGUGAAUUUGUCUUUAAAAAAAGUCAUGUCAUGCCGAGUUUCGCAGUUGUUCGGUGUGGAGUAUGUUUCUCAUGAAUAUUCUUUUCUCAGUUGCCUUCUUAAUGGAUCUUCCACAGCAAAAAAUUCUAUUUUGUUUGUACACUUUGUUGUCAAAAUCUAUUGUGUUCCAAUACACCGAUUUUAAUAAUUAAAUCUUUCUCAUUUUCUCAUA